GAAUGGCUACAUGCAUAUACUGGUGGUAGACGUGGGAGAAAUUUUAUUUUACAAAAACCUUGUGAAUGAGAGGAACACGUCACAAAAGGAAACCAUGGUGACGUUUCCGUUAAUAUUACUUUUCACGAUUAUUUUAAUCCAAGCUAUAAAUGCUCAAAACAAGGGUAAAACGGUCGUCGACAAAACGUUGAAAAAGCUGAGUAAAUAUGAUAAGACUGGAAAUGAAUUUUUGAAAAACAUUGCCAAGGUGGAAUCGAGAUAUGGUAUGGAUAAAAACACGUAUAGAGAGGGAUAUCACGGUGGAAUUUGGCAGGUGGAUGAAGUUGGAUUUAAAGACACACAAGAUACGAAGUCACAUUCGAAAUUAAAAGAACGCUAUAAAAAGAUAAAGGAAAUAUACGGAAUCGACUGGGAGAAGGUUACAUGGAAAGAGCUGGAAGAUCCGUUCAUGUCUGCUUUGGCUGCAAGGUUAUAUUUACAAAAUAAGCCAAAAUAUAAAGAGAAUGAAAACUUACCUUCAAAGGAUGACAUAGAUGGGCAGGCAGCGUACUGGAAAAAAUAUUACAAUACAGAAUCGAAGAAAGCAAAGGGGAAAGUAGAAGAAUACAAGCGACGAGCAACAGCAGUCGAAGAUAAAUCAUUUGGGGACCCCCAUCUCGUAAAACAAAUCGACGAAGUUGGUGAUCAGGUCUGUUAUACCCUGAAAGGAAAACCGGGGGAUUUUGUUAGAUUAUUCCAAGCUCCAGAUAUAGGAUUGACUGUCAAUGUCAGGUUCCGAGAGGAGCAAGAUGACGUGCGUGUUUCGAAGUGGUUGGACCAAGUUGCAAUACUAGCAGGGGAUAUAACCGUUGCUAUGACAAUGCAUACGAUUACGGUUAACAGUGUUGAUGUUUACGAAUGGUCUGAAAGACAACUGGAAAUUGCUGGACUUGAUAUCAGGGUAUCGCAGAAUCGUACUACUAUCUCGCUUCAAGCCCAUAGGGGUGUGAACAUUGACGUGAUGAAAUCAAGCAGAGGCUUUAAUUUCGAAUUCGAUCAUAACAUUGAUCUCAAAACAGAUGGAAUAUUUGGACGACUCGGUGACAAGAUUGCAAGUGUGGAGAAACAAAGUAAACACAAUGCCCUCAUUGCACUUGUUAAUGGGAUGGAAAUAGAAUCAAAACUCCGGAAACGUGGACGUGGUGGAUUCUGUUGGAACCUGCCGAAGGAUUUCCUCACAAAAGCGGAGUUACUUACAUUUUUGGUGGAGUGUUUGCUGUGCAAGAAUUAA
This is a messenger RNA of Owenia fusiformis, 1270 nucleotides long. Lineage: Eukaryota; Metazoa; Annelida; Polychaeta; Sabellida; Oweniidae. The record is from the annotation of a GenBank genome assembly.